CCCGUGCAUAUUCAUAGGCAUAUAUUCAUGUCCAACAGCAAAUAGCUCAACCCCUCUAGGCUCGAUUAGCGCUCAGCCUGCCCGUUCAGUGUCAUUCGUUUUUUCCGAUUUCUGAUCGUAUAAUAAUCUGCAGUGUGUUUCGCUGCCUCAAAACCGCUUUCUCUCCUUACUCUGUCCAAGACGCAUUUGGCCUCGCCAUAUAAUUUUCGGCAUACUUGGUCUCGAACACCUCGGCCUUCCAUUUGCGCCAAUAUGUCGGGCCUUAACACUACUGCGGAAUAUGAAUUCAAGAAGCAAUUGACCUAUGGGUGUCAUGCAAAGAUCGAUGGCUACGGCACAUCGUAUGGCUACGUUCCCUCGCUAGCUGCCGGCAUUGUAUUCUGUGUCCUCUUCGGUCUGUCGAUGUUGCUUCACACAUUGCAGCUGGUGUGGAAGAGGACCUGGUGGUGCGCUGUCUUCGUUCUUGGAUGUAUCACGGAAGUCCUGGGCUGGGCAGCACGUACCUGGUCUGCUGAAUGCCCAUACAAUGGAACCGCCUUUCUCAUGCAAAUCUCUACCUUGAUCAUCGCCCCCACUUUCUUUACCGCCGGGAUCUACGUGCUCCUGGGCCGUUUCAUCCACCUGUUGGGGCCCGAGACCUCAAUUUUGAGACCAAAACUCUAUCUCUGGAUCUUCGUCACUUGCGAUAUCAUUUCAUUGGUCGUCCAGGCUGUGGGAGGUGGCAUGGCGUCGAUGGAAGUAAACAAGGUCAACGGCGAUACUGCUCCAGGCACACACACUAUGGUCGCCGGUAUCGUCUUCCAGCUCGCGUCUAUCACGGUCUUUGUUUUCCUCGCCGCUGAUUUCGUCCGUCGCACUCUCCGUAUGCGGAUCCUGCAAACCAUGACUGGCACGAUCAUCCCUCUUCUCGGCGCGAUGAUCUUCUCUGUCCUCUGCAUCUACAUUCGGAGUAUCUAUCGAACCAUCGAGCUGUCGCAGGGGUGGUCUGGCUACUUGAUCACGCACGAGCGGUACUUCAUCGUUCUGGACGGUAUUAUGAUGGUCCUAGCGGUUGGUGUGUUCAACAUCUUCCAUCCAGGAUGGCUGCUGCCUAAGAACGAAGUCAAGCCGUUCCACCGCGAGAUCUACUCUCCUGACGGGGUGGCUAGUGGAAUGGAGAUGCGGUAACUUUCUCGCUUCUCAUCUUUCCUAAAUUUUAUUCAGACAUAUAUCAUCGACCCCAUUUCAACUUUCUUAUCUUAUUUCCAACGCCAUGAAAGCGAGCCCACGUGCUUUGCCUCUGGUUUCUGGUAUGUCAACGCAGCGUUUAAAAAAUUGAUAGAUGGAUUGGAGUGUGGCACUAUGCAAUUAGCUUUUUCCUUUUCAACUUUAAUGAACUAGAUGAUUC
This is a messenger RNA of Aspergillus costaricaensis CBS 115574, 1387 nucleotides long. RefSeq names its product RTA1 domain-containing protein. Lineage: Eukaryota; Fungi; Ascomycota; Eurotiomycetes; Eurotiales; Aspergillaceae. Gene Ontology annotation, cellular component: fungal-type vacuole; plasma membrane. The record is from RefSeq and is a predicted model, not a curated record. The coding region runs from base 253 to 1167 and encodes 304 amino acids. The transcript has 3 exons.